CGCAGCUCAGCACCAUCAUCAAUCGGUAGUUCUUGUUCAACAUGUUCACAGGCCUCGUUGAAGCAGUAGGGACCGUGACGUCUCUGGAGGACCUCGAUCGCUCAUCGAGCGGGGGCGGGGGAACCUCGUUGACGAUAUCGGAUUGCAAUGUGAUCCUUACAGAUGCGCAUUUGGGCGACAGUAUAAGCGUUAAUGGAACAUGCCUCACCGUCACAGAGUUCGACGAGAAGAGCUUCAAAGUCGGCGUUGCCCCCGAGACUCUCCGCCGCACCAACCUCGGUUCUCUCAAGCAAAACGAUAAAGUGAAUCUUGAACGCGCAGUCUCGGCGAAUACCCGACUGGGCGGCCACGUUGUGCAGGGCCAUGUCGAUACCGUUGCUAAGAUCCUUUCUGUUACCCCCGACGGCAAUGCGCUCACCUUCCGUUUUCAACCUCGAGAGAAAGAUGUAUUGAGGUAUAUCGUGGAGAAGGGAUUCAUUACGAUCGAUGGGGCCAGUUUGACUGUUACCAAGGUCGUUGAUGGGGAUGAUGGGUUCUGGGAGGUGAUGCUCAUUGCCUACACGCAGGAGAAGGUCGUGACCGCAACCAAGAAGCCAGGGGACUAUGUGAACGUUGAGAUUGAUCUCGUCGGUAAGUACGUGGAAAAGAGUGUCAACGCAUACCUUGGGGGGGUCUCUGGAGGGGAUUUUGCAGUGCUUGAGAAAAUGGUUGGAAGGAUUGUGGAAGAAAAGCUCAAAAGGUAGCUAUCUUUUUACUCUUUUUAUGGAACGAUGCUAUGACCAAUUUUCUACCUGUAAUCGUGCAAAUCAAUAUAAACGAAAUAAGGAAAGCUUCAGAUUCGAUA
This is a messenger RNA of Monascus purpureus, 844 nucleotides long. The record is from the annotation of a GenBank genome assembly. Lineage: Eukaryota; Fungi; Ascomycota; Eurotiomycetes; Eurotiales; Aspergillaceae.